Molecule: messenger RNA, 2298 nt
Organism: Hyposmocoma kahamanoa
Lineage: Eukaryota; Metazoa; Arthropoda; Insecta; Lepidoptera; Cosmopterigidae
Exons: 4
Coding region: 576-2093 (505 amino acids)
Biological process (GO): mitochondrial electron transport, cytochrome c to oxygen
Cellular component (GO): mitochondrial inner membrane
Molecular function (GO): enzyme regulator activity
Source: RefSeq, a predicted model, not a curated record
UUUGCAAGCAGGCAGUGAAUACACAUCCAUGUGGCUCACCGUGUUAUCCUAUAUACCAUUGCCUUCCUCCAUGCAACCCGGAUAUACGAUGGUCAAAGUUUCCUCUUCCACCACCACCAUUGCCGCCGUUUUCUUCACCUCCGCCACCCAAUUUGCCCACAUAUGAUCAAAUAUGCAAGGCAUCUUCAGCUUUAAGGGGUCACACAAACAAUUGUAAUCCUAUUACAACCUCACUGCAAUCUGAACCAAAUACACCUUGUGGAUACAAUAUUUCGACGAAUUAUGAGCGCCCAACGUCGAAGGAUUGUAAUCAAUCCGAUUGUGAGUGCCAAACGGCAAUUACUUCAAUUCCAAAUGACCCAGUUUGUCAGCAUUACCAGAAUAUUUAUUCGUCGGAUUGUGAUUCUCCAGAUGUAACUACAUCCAAGGGAACUCCGGUUGGAGAAAUUUCUAGAAAUCUAUGUGAGUUGUUAAAAAUUAAUACUGUGCCCACAUGCGAGUGUCAAGAAGUCACACAAAGCCCAAAAGCUACGAGGAGACCUUUUACUCGUCCAGGUUUACCAAAAGAUAAUAAUAUGCAUCCAAACUCCAAAGACUAUAACGUUUCUCCUCCGUACAUAAGCUCAGAGGGCUCCUCCAUCUUAAUUUUUUUAAGAUGUAAGGCUGAUAACGAUGUAGAAGCGUACACACAGGAGUUGUGUCAGUUAUCAUCUUCAAAAACUCCUUCUACGCCGUCGGGAGAUUGCUCUACCUCAAGAAAGAGAGACGAUCAGAUUACACCUUCUGAGCAAAUUUAUUCUUCUAGUCCAACCGCUGAGUUUGCAUCAAAACCGAAAAGUGGGAGACUUUCAUCCCAAAUCGAUCUACGUGUAUCAUUAGUUACUCCAGAAAGAAAAUGUUAUUUUUUUGAUAUAUGUAAACAUUUAACAAGUACUACUAUACCAUCACAAGAAGACGUUCAAAAGAUAAUGACCGAAAAAAACAAUAGAUACAAAAGCAUUUGUAAAUCACAGUGCCAUAUAGAACCAACUAACAAAAAUAGAAUUCAUUCAAAACUAUCACUUGAAGAAUAUUGUAAAAAAUGUACUACACGUACAACUAGUGAUUCCUGUGAACAUAGGCCACAACCAUGGAUUUCGCAACAUUUUUUUGGUUUACAACCCAAGUAUCAAAGCAAUCCCACAGUUGCUAAUACUUGCUGGUACACAAAAGAGCGCGAAGAUUUUAAUUCUCAAAACCCUUUGAAACUAGAACAUUUUAAACCUCCGUUUGUUCCUGAGCUACCGGAACCACAAAAUACAUAUAAAGACUGCACUUGUAACCAAUAUCUUUCAAGACCUGUAUCACAAUUUUCUUCUAAACCACCGUGUCCAACGAAAAUUACACCGUGUCCAGAUCCACUCAAACGAUGCCCAACGAUAAACUCAUCUAAUCCCAGAUAUAAUCAUCUUCCAAUUUCUAAAGAAGAUUUUUGCCAGUCUAUACCUCGUUCUCAAAAUUAUUUACAGUUUCACAACAGAGAAUCAAAAUAUGAACCUGGUAUGGUGACUCCUCCACCGAGGAAUUAUAACUCUCCUGUCACAAAUUGUGCAGAAACUAAUAUGACACCUAAUAAGUCGUCGAAACCUUAUAAGCGGUCUGUACAGGAAAUGUUGCGACCACCCAUGAAUUCAGAAUCUCAAACUCGCUUUAAUAUGCAAAAACAAAUAGAUGAAGCAAAAAAAAGCAAAGAGAGACAACAUCGAGAUUUUUGCUGUCCUGUAGAAAGAGGUCAUAAUCAAAUUCCGUAUAAUCCAUGCUGUCCUGUAUACUAUAAAGGAAACUAUAAAACAUUCAGGAUGAUUUUCAUCUAUCUGGGAUUUCCGCUUAUCCUUUUUCAGAUGUACCGAAUAUACGCUAGUGGUGGUUUUAGUGACCACCAUAAAGUUAUGCCCUUUUGUGAGUACGAAUAUAUGCGACGUCGGACCAAAAGGUUCCCAUGGGGAGAUGGUAACAAUUCUUUAUUCCAUAACCCCGCAGUUAAUUAUUUACCCCAAGACUGCGAGGCCAACUGCAAGAGGAAAACGGAAUGCAUUUGCAAACAAUCUGAUUAGGACAUUUGGUAGGUUAUUAUGAAAACAACGUUUUAAAAUGUUGUUGUGUUUUAAUCGUGACUGACGUAUUGUAUGGGAUAAAAUUAACAACUGAACGAUUACGACUGUUGUUCUGUACAAUGUCGUUUAGUAUAAUUUUACUCUCUUACAUUAUGAUAAUCAAGUUACGGAUGACGCUUAAUUGUCUCCCUAUCGUAAAGAGAGC